GAUGACGUGAAUCUCCCGCGACAUUAUUUAUGCCGCUCCGUGAGUCGCACAGACACUUGGCCGGGUCCGAGGAGAAACGUUGCACCGACACAAGCAGCGCCGUGUGGAAAUGACAGUGUGUAACUUCUUUCUUCAGGGCCGAUGUCGUUACGGCGAAAAAUGUUGGAAUGAGCACCCGAGAGGAGGAAACAGAGGAGGAGGAGGAGGAGGAGGGGGAUACAACAACGACUACAGCCGCUCUUCCCAGCAGCAGCCCAGAGGAGGAGGAGGAGGAGGAGGUGGUGGAGGGUAUGGAAACAGAGUUUGGGUGAAUCCUUCCCAGCAAAAAGGAGGAUAUAUCCAGCCGUCAUCCUUCUCUUCUCGUGGCAGUGAUGACUGGGGCCGAAGAGGAGGAGGAGGAGGAGGAUCUGACUGGGGCAGAGGAGGAGGAGGUGGAGGGAGAAAAGAGAACGCGAAGAGCUCCGAAUUCAGCUUCUCCGCUCAAAACAGAUUCUCAGCGCUGGCUGCCUCCAGCACCUUUGACAGAGGAGGACGAGGAGGAGGAGGAGGAGCACAGCAGGUGGCAGCUGUUGAUGAAGAUGAUGACAAAAAACUGGAGAUCAUUCAGAUGGACAUGGACAUAUGGGAGAGUUCGGGACAGUGGGGCUUCUCGUGUUAUUCUAGCGCCAAGACAUCUUUGUCUGGUUUCACCGAUCUCUCUCCAGAAGAGCUCAGACUGGAGUUUUACUCCACGAGUGCUUCGGGAGAUCUUCAGGGCUAUCUUAAUGGUAUCAAUCAGUUGCUCAGCCAGUGGAGAAACAGAGUCCAGGAGCUGAAAGUUAUGGGUCCCGCCACUCGUGCAGCUGUGCUUGCAGAGUUAAGCAACCCAGCACCUCAGUCAUCUUCAAGUGGCUUCGAUUCAGCAACAGCGACCGGAUUCGGAUCGUCUACGUCCAGCUUUGAAAGCAAAGGCUUUGGGGCACCAGCACCAGCACCAGCCCAGGCCAGCGCCUUCAGCUUUGCUCCAAGUGGUGGAUUUGGUUCGUCAGCGGCACCAUCAUCCGCCACAGGUUUUGGCAAUGCCUCAGCAGCUCCUACACAACCUUCCUCUGGGUUUGGUUCCUCCUCUGCAGCCUCUUCUUCCUCUUUCUCGUUCACUGCUUCGAACACCAACGCACCCGCAGCCACUUCAGGAUUUGGCGCUGCCUCAGGGUUUGAUUUCUCCUCGACAGCAAGCACCGGAGGAGGAUUCGGGACGGGGUUCGGGGCUCCUGCUGCACCAGGAAACAGCAGCAUUUUUGGACAGACAGGGUUUGGAGCAACCGCUGCUCCACCUGCAGCAGGAGGCGGCUCUGCCGGUGGAGCAUCGGACAGUCUGUUUUCACCUGAGAGCAAACUGACUCCAGAGGAACUGAAUCAGUUCAAGGCUAAGAGGUUCAUUCUAGGCCAGAUCCCUCUGAAGCCUCCCCCAGCCGACAUGCUGAUGGUAUGAUGCUGUGGGACGCAAGAUUUUUGAAAUAAAGAGAUAAUUUAUACAAAGUAAAGACUUUCUCCUGUAUAGCGCUUCUAUUUAAACUAAAGUCAUUGAACUAUUUUUUUAAGAUAUGACUCGUUCAGAUUCUUCAGAUCAAUUUUGGCCAUUUAAGAUUUGUGUAUAAGUAACGUAUGCUGUACGUACAGCUGUUCAAAUACACUACAUAUUUUUACAUUUUGUCCUAUAAAGUGCUAUUUUUGAGAUGAUUGAAUGUCUUUCAGCUUGGGCUCUACUGAAAUCAGUUUGCCAGUUUCACAUUUUACCAUUUGUUGAGAUUCAGCCUGUAAAGUGUCUUUUUUGCAUGAUUAUGUUAUCAAACACUCUCAUCAUGUAAACUAACUUACAACAAAACAAUAAUAAAAAAAAAAAAAA
This is a messenger RNA of Morone saxatilis (striped sea-bass), 1885 nucleotides long. RefSeq names its product nucleoporin 42 (gene nup42). The transcript is spliced from 8 exons. Gene Ontology annotation, molecular function: nuclear export signal receptor activity; metal ion binding. Gene Ontology annotation, cellular component: nuclear envelope. Lineage: Eukaryota; Metazoa; Chordata; Actinopteri; Moronidae. The record is from RefSeq and is a predicted model, not a curated record. Bases 110 to 1471 code for a protein of 453 amino acids.